Pseudozyma hubeiensis SY62 is the source of this 3930-nucleotide messenger RNA. RefSeq lists its product as hypothetical. Lineage: Eukaryota; Fungi; Basidiomycota; Ustilaginomycetes; Ustilaginales; Ustilaginaceae. The record is from RefSeq and is a predicted model, not a curated record. The coding region runs from base 1 to 3930 and encodes 1309 amino acids. Gene Ontology annotation, molecular function: calcium ion binding. Gene Ontology annotation, cellular component: membrane. The transcript has a single exon.
AUGAUGAGGCCGACUGCGAGAGCAGCGACAUCGCCAACUUGGCUCGCUGCGCUGCUGGUCCUAGCAUCGAUCUCACAAGCAGCUGUGCGCGUCGAGCGUCCAGCCAGUUCGCAGCUUCCCCAGAUUGCUCGAUUUGGUCAGCCUUACGCGUGGUCUUUCGCCUCAAACACUUUCGUCGACGUCAAUGCCACAGCACCUCUGGAAUACAACAUCACUGGACUUCCAUCGUGGGCCACCUUUGAGCCUGCAAGCCUUGCCCUCUCAGGUACGCCCUCCCUACCGUCUGCGGGACUGGCGCGUCAAAACGACACGGUGAUUCUUACGGCCACCAAUCAGAAAAGUGGAAGCAAGGCGUCGACGUCUUUCCAGCUGAUCGCAAUGGGUGGCACCGGCCCUGUACUCAACAAGCCACUUUCCCAGCAGCUUCCUAACGCGACGACGCUUGGCGCGAAAUCCAUCUUGCCGUCCGGCGCUCAGCUCUUGCGUCUCGGCUAUUCCUUUUCCAUCGGCUUUGCAGGCGACACAUUUACCUCGGACAGCCAUCGAGUCUACCUAUCAGCAGAGCUGGCGGAUGGUUCGCCUUUGCCAGACUGGAUGCACUUCGAUCAGACCGUCACGCUGUGGGGUCUGGCUCCAACAGACGUGCAUACGGCAGGAAGCUUCUACACCGUCGUCGUAACCGCCAGCGACGUGCCUGGAUAUGCCGGUGUCAACAGCUCGUUACAAAUGGUUGUGAGCGGCGCUAGUCUCAUUCAGGCAGCGCCGUUUCCAGCCAUCAACGCGACUGCAGGGCAGGCCUUCCAAUCCACACUCCCACUUGAAGGCAUCGUCGAUGCGAACGGCAGCCCUGUCAACACCUCUUCGCUCCGCGUUAGCGCCAACACCACCUCAAUAGGCCCAUGGCUAGCGUUCGACGAGUCGACCAACACCUUCUCUGGCACUCCGCCAUUCAACUUGACCGACGGGGGGCCUCUUCAUUUCGCGGUGCCGAUCACGCUUGCUAACGCAAGCAACACCGAGAUGCGAUCUGUCGCAGCAUCGGCGCGAGUAACAGUUUUCUCAUCCCCGUUCUCGGUCUCAACUCUGCCGGACGUAGAAGUCACGCCCGGCAGGAUGUUUCAGGUAGAGCUGGGCCAGUACUUCCGAGCAGGCCAGACGCCCCCGCAGCUGGUGCUGGACCCACCGUCAGCGGAGCAGUGGGUUCACUUCGAUCCAGCCACAAUGCUGCUAUCGGGCACCCCUCCCAAGAGCGGUGCCGAGCGUGUCGAUGUGCAAUUCUCAGUCGAAACGACAGAGUCCAGCGGCUACCGCAGUGUUUCCACGCGAGGCUUUGCCAUCAACCCAUCAUCUUCGUCUGCGUCCCCAACACCGCUUCCUUUGCCGAGUCGAAGCGUAUCCCCUGGGCGUGCCACGGCCGCUUCUUCCACCAGCUCAACCGGUGGCUUUGCCUCCUCAGACUCUUCAUCAGACGCAGGCUCUGGAGGUCUUAGUAGUAAAGCCAAGUUCGCCAUCGCUGCAUCUCUGGGUAGCGUCGGAGGGCUUUUCAUGCUGAUCUUCCUCAUGAUGUGCUGCCGUCGCCACUGUGCCGCGGAGGACCGUCACUUUCGAGGCGCGCACCCCGAUGACAGCAAUUCGGUCUUCGAAAAGCCCAACAACAGCUACGGCUUUGACGACGAUCGAACGCUGGCAGAUGAGCGAUCUCCUCGCUUCGGAUGGGUUGGACUCAGAGCAGGCGGAAAAGUCGGAAAGGGCAAAAAGGACGACGAGGAGGCGAGUCCCUACCUCGAUCCUUACGCGGCUCUGGCAGAUGCAGGUGCGGCCAACGCAGAUCGUUCUCCGUUUUCCGAUGCGAUGACGCUGGCUCCCACAGACGAAGGUCACGGGCCAGAAUGGUCCUCUGGACACCCCCGUCAGGUGUAUACGACGGACUCAACGAAUAUCGCACCGGGAACAAGCUCGACGACGGCUGUGCCUCCCUUCAUCCCUUUGCCCGCUUUCAGUAUCACCAAUCCUUCACCGCUGGCUCCGGAGAAGCCUAGACGGGGAUCCGUGCUCAAUCUCUUUAACAGAACGCCCAAAACAUCCAAGUCGAAUCGUUCCAUCAAUAGACUCGCCUCGGUCCCUGUUUCUGAAUCGUUCGGACCUCAGACUGGAUCGGCCGAGGAGCGAGCCGAUCUUGCCCGUCCGGUUUCGAUCGGUCUUGGUCUCGAAGGCAUGAUGGAUCGCGACUUGUCGCAGAUGACCACCUCCAAGAGUCUUGCUGCGCGUAGUAGCUGGGAGUCAAACCUCUUCUACGAUGACACAAUGGACCGCGGUGUCAGCACUUCGGCGGCACCUGCCACUCCUGAGAGACGCCGUGGAGAGGCCUUGCGCACUGAAACCCUUAGCCUGGACUCCCCCCUCGAGGUUCCGGUCCGCCGCACUUUGGGCUCUGCCCCGAUGCGUCACAGGAAUGCGCACAUUAGCACCUCGCCUGCAUUCAACCUCACCGCCGGAUUUGAAGAUUCACCGGAACGUGACGACGACGUGCCGCGAGAUCGCUCAGGUUUGACGUCGAAGGUCGGACACGAGCGAAAGAUGGGUGGCGGCGCAGGGUCCAUUGAUCUGAAUGACGCAGUUGUCGGGUAUGCUCGCAAGGUCAACGUUGAGGCGUCGGGGACCAUUCCUCCUCCUCAGCAGGUGAGCAUACAGCAAGGGCAUCGUAACCUCUCGCAACAUCUGGAAAACUACAUGCAGCAAACACCUCGGGGAGGAUCGAUGGAUACGACUCGAAGUGGUUCCGUCCCACCAGCGCACGACGACGACCCCUUUGAGGAUGCCGAAGAUGACCCUUCUGUGGCAGCCACUCAACGGGCCACGGUCGAAAACACCAAGAGGAACUCCGCAGCCACUUAUGUGCCUGACUUAGCCGGUGCCGAAACAGCGGCUGUAAGAUACCCGGACAGCCGCAGGAGCUCUAUGGUCCCUGGUGCCCCUGACGCUGGUUCGACUCCUGUCCGCACUAGAGUCGCCGGUCCCAGGACUAGUGGCGACGAGCAGCGAGGCCCCACUGUUCGAGCGGUCAGGCAGUCCACUGGACCGAUUCCUGCUUCGCCUGUUGUUCCGGGUUCUACAUAUCGUGCCGCCUCAAUCGACAGGGAGGAGAACGCACAAACACCUGUGAGAGGCAAUCGAGCUCCGGUCGCGACAAAGGACGCGGAGUCUGGUACCGCAUCCGCGACUUCCGGGCGUCCUUGGUCGGCCAGUUCAAACAAGUCUCGUGCAGCGACAUCCUUCCAGACUCCUCAAUCCUCGUCUACUCCGGCUCGAGUUCGACCUGCAAACAAUCCCUCCUCUUCCAUCUCACACCGUCGCAGCGACUCGUCCACGCGCUCCGGGGACGCACCUCCUCUUAACGUCUCGACGCCAUGGUCAAGCAUCCGAUCCCAUACUGUGACGGUCAGACCGGGUGAGCUGAUCCGCGUCUCUGCGCUCUCCGGAACCGCGGCGCCACCCAUGGUCGGCGGCGCGCCAGGUUCGCCCGGCAAGCGAUCUGGACGCAAGCUCAGCUACCAUCCUGUGCUGCAGGAUGAAAAGUACUUUGAGUACUACAAUACCUGGCCCGAAUUCCUUCACUGGCUGAAGUGGGACGAUCGCAUGCAGGAGCUGUCUGGCACGGUCCCUCCUAAAUUCGGCCCGACCCCGCUCAGUUUGAAGUUGGCUAUCCUUGCGAGGCCAUCUAACGCGGCACUUCCAAGCGCAAGUCCAAGCUCGAGCCCGUCUAAAAUUGGAUCUAGAACAAGCACAGGGCACGCACGGUCUACUUCAAAUGCUUCGAAUACAUCGAACGCUGCAGGCACGGCAGGGAGCGAGGACGAGGUAGCGGCGAUCGUCUUGCUCAACGUUCUCCAGAAGGCUCCCUCGACUCCUGGAGGGGCCAAGUUUAUCUGA